AUGUUUAUAAUAUUACUAGUAGUGACAAAUUUUACACAAUUCAUAACAUGCGCCACAAAUGAAAAUGAGCGACAAGAUGGAUUUGUGGACAAGAUGUUCAAAAACGGAAAUGAGUGGAAAAGGUUUUGCACAUUAUUUAAACCAGAAGAUAAAAAAAGACCAUUUACUCACUGUUCGGUGAAUAUGCAUCCACAUGAGACUGUGGGCAUAAAGUGCCCAAGAUUCCUACACCGCAACUACGACAUCUUUCCAUUACAGGAAAACCACAUCUAUACAUCAGAAACAUCUGUAAAUACAAAUGAAGUGACCGAUCCUGCUAUUUUUAACCCUGAAGAGCUAAAUUUGAUUGGAAAACAUCUUUCGAGUGUGUACGAUAAAGACGGAUACAAUGUCAUACUUAGUAACGGUGGCACAAAUGACAAUUUAAAAUCAUUAUACUACAUUUGCGGAGUGCCAUCAAUGGAUACAGAUGACUAUGAGAAUAUUGAUAAUGUUGGUAUUAUGUUGGCACUCAUAAAUAUCGUAUUAUUACCGCCCAAUCAAGAGGAUAACACUAGAUAUUACAAUAUUCAUUUGGACACCAACCCAAUAGUAUCGCCCUAUCAGGAUGUUUCAAUGAUCAGAGAGGUUGACUAUUAUGGUAUCUACAAAAUUGACUGCGGAAAAGAAACAAUAAAUGUUCAGAAUCCAGUAUCUUCAACUGUUAGAAGUGCAAGCUAUGUCCCUUCUGAAAAAUUUAACAAAAAUAGUCUUAAUGAAGUGGUGAAAGCCUUGACACGGGCAGGUAAUGAAAAAAGUGUUGAGAGUACAGCAUCCAGCAGCCAUCCAUCAAAUGUUAUUACAAUUAAUGGAUUAGAUAUUUUAAAAAGCAUCAAAUCUGAUCCUGAUAAAAUUGUAAAAUUAAAUUGCCAAACACAUCAUUCAAUUGUUUUUGCUAGCGCAAAUGAGCAACAUUUUUCACCUGAAGGUAUUAUUUCACAAACUUUGUUACUAAUUCCAGACAAAAGUUAUACUAGGUCCAAUUCGUUGACAUUUUCAAUUCCAGUACAUUUAAAAGCGCCUAUUUGCUCUCCAACCCCUGAUAAGUCGCCUGAAAAUUACAUAUACGAUGAUCGUAUAUUGUGCAAAUAUAAUGCAUCCACAACAACAUUUUCAACACUUUACUGUCCAAGAGAAACCCACACUUUUGAUAUAAAAACGUGUAAACGUUCAUUUCAAACUUGGCAAAAUUACCGGACUAACAAGAUGAUAUUUGACAAAGAUUUUAAUGUAAUUGCCGUGACAGACGAAUACUAUAUGUUUUUAUAUAAAAAUCUGAGCGCUCCUUUUACUCAAAAAUUAAUUUGCUCCUGCCAACCAAAACAAGAGGUAACUGAGGCAAACGAAGUAAGUAUCUCAAUUACGCCAAAACUUGAUUGCGAUUUCACCGACCCAAAUCCUUCCAGUGUUGGAAUCAUUAACAAUUCAUGUAAUCGGGUAGUUAGACCAGGCGAGACAAUAGUUGUCAUCUGUAGGGAGGGGGAUGUCAUCUAUCCAAAGAAAGGAUUGGCUUACUUUGGCAACACUGUUUUUCCAUUUGAUGACAUAGAUUUUGAGGGCACUAAGCGAUCUGAUUUAAAAGUUGUAUCUGUCGGUAAUGAUAAAUUCCUAAUAACACUUCCUAGUGACACUAAGAUAUUUUUAGGUCAACAAUAUGUCUUUAGCUGUUCUAGCGGGAAGGGCAUAAGGGAGGUGGGCUUCCCCAUCAAAGACACGGGUGUUGUAAUUAUUACCACAGGAAAUCCAAACUUUCCCCAAUCAAUCGACAAAAAACUUCCAACUCUUGUGAAGAAGUUGAAGCAAAACGAAUACGGUUACUAUAACCUAAAGCUGUCAUAUGGAGAUCUUGAAGUUGAGUGCAAAAAUUAUUUGCAUGACACUAAUGAAAAUACAUCAGCUCUUUAUCCUAUAAACUGGACUGACAUGUAUUCGGCUCAAUCGAAAAGGGGUAUAGAUCCCAGGACAAUGCAUGUUGUACAUCCAAACCAAUUCAUGGGUUUCCACGGCAUUUCAUUCAAAAAGUUGCCUGAUAAACAAAAACUACCAAGUAUUCUCUCAGUCUCCAUUAAAAAUGACGCAAUAGUAUUACAUGGAAGACAAUAUCCACUAUAUUUUGUCUGCAUGGAUUUGCUUGAAGAUAGUGUGUGGGAUGGCGAUAAGGGAAGGUUUGCCGUAUUUGAGAUUGAAUUUGAUUUGGAUCAUAAGGAAAUGGUUGGAUGUGGUGUCUACCCAAAAAUGUUUAAAGAUGGUCGUGGAAAUGUGAUGACCAAUAAUAAUUGUGAAUUUGACAUGAAUAUACACGACAAAGUCGGAUUCCAUUGUCCAUUGUCUAACGAGAAUCCUAUACCACCUGUAUGUUAUGCGGGUGAUAUUGAUAAAAAGAGCGGGACUAGAAAGGUCGUGGAGAUUUUUAAACGACCAACAGACUUAUACGAAUUUAGAUCUCUUUGGAUUUUCACAAAGGACAUGCUAAAAUAUGCUGCAAAUGGCAGCAUUGAGUGUUCAUGCAUUUCACAGGGUGAGACCUUAGCCACAAUUACCAUAAGCAAUACGGGCACAUAUAUAAUCUCUAAGCUAUUAUUAGUGACCCUGAUAUUAUUUAUUUGA
Molecule: messenger RNA, 2646 nt
Organism: Babesia microti strain RI
Lineage: Eukaryota; Apicomplexa; Aconoidasida; Piroplasmida; Babesiidae
Product: BmGPI5, Sexual stage antigen, Pfam s48/45
Exons: 1
Coding region: 1-2646 (881 amino acids)
Source: RefSeq, a predicted model, not a curated record